Messenger RNA from Emiliania huxleyi CCMP1516, 867 nucleotides. RefSeq lists its product as hypothetical. Bases 1 to 867 code for a protein of 288 amino acids. The record is from RefSeq and is a predicted model, not a curated record. NCBI's taxonomy places the organism in Eukaryota, Haptophyta, Isochrysidales, Noelaerhabdaceae. Gene Ontology annotation, molecular function: glutaminase activity. Gene Ontology annotation, biological process: L-glutamine catabolic process. The transcript is spliced from 3 exons.
AUGCCGGAGGCGCGUCUCGUUGUCGCCGCCUUUCGCGCCGCGUACUCCGAGGCGUCGGCGGCCAGAGGCGGCGCCGUCUACUCGGGACAGAGCGUCAGCGGCCUGAGCGACGUGGACGCCGACGUGCCCCUCGUCGCAGCGCUUGUGCUGUGUGGUUCUGACGAGGUGGUGCAGCUUGGGCCGUGCGAGCGGACCUUCCUCGCGCAGAGCUGCUUCAAGCCGCUGACGCUCGCCAUGGCGCUGCAGCUCGGGCUCGGCCCGGAGGUCUUUUGGAAGCACGUCCGGCAGGUGCGGCGCGCGGUGGCGAGCGUCGGCGACGUGCCGUUCGGCUCGUUUGGCCUCGCCGAGGACGGGCGCGCGCUCAAUCCGCUCAUCAACUCUGGCGCGCUGGUCGUCUGCGAGCUGCUCUCGCGCACGCACAGCGAGGAGGACGUCGGGCGAUGGGGCUCGCUGCCGAGGACAGAGGACGCCGUCGAGCGCGCGGUGCGGCACUACGCCGCGCUGGACUGCCUGCGCACAGACGCGACGGAGCUUGCGCGCGCCGCGGCCGCCUUUGCGGGCGGCGGCGGCGGCGGCGGCGGCGGCGGCGGCGGCGGCGACGCGCUCAGCGCGCGCACUCGCACGGCGACGCUGUCGGCGAUGCUCCACUCGGGCAUGUACGAGGCGAGCGGGACGUGGGCGGAAGAGGUGGGGCUGCCGGCGAAGUCCGGGGUGAGUGGCGCCGUCUGGUGCGCCAUCCCCGGCGUCGGCGGCGUCUGCGCGCAGCAGCCGCGCAUCGACGGCGCGGGGAACUCGGUGGCGGCGAUGGCGAUGCUGCGCGCGCUGGUCGCGAGGCUGCCAGAGAUGAGCGUCUUUCAUGGCGGAUAA